AUGCCGUCUGUCCAUUCGAAUUACUCUUCAACCGCUCCUGUUCCUUCCAUCAUCCUCAAGUGGAUAUCACGUGUGAGCUUCUGCGGCCACUUUGAGCGAAUGAAGCUGCUGGCUUGUGAGAGUUGUGGAACUGUAAAUGGAUACGACCUCGAGCUCCCUGAACCACCAUUAAUGGCCCUAUUGAAGUCGAAUGAAUCUCCAAUUGAUGAAGACGUGUACACGAUUCGCAACGUUGUUUGGCAGGUCGAAAGCAAUCUGGAACCUCUGGUUGCCGAAAUCGAUCGCCUCAAACGUGUAGUGACAGACCUCGAGGUCGCUCGCGAUACCCUACUCUCCUUUGCCAGAGAUCACCGUGCUAUAUUGUCCCCAGCCCGUAGGCUUCCUUCCGAAAUACUACAGGCGAUAUUCUUCUCCUGUCUGCCAUCGCGGAUUUCAGAAGAUUCUUUCGAUAUCUGGGAUGUGAGGCAAGCACCUUGGGUGCUAACUCAAGUUUGUAGUAGGUGGCGUUCAAUAUCUCUUGGGUGUCCAAGAUUAUGGGAGAACGUGGUACUCCACGCUCCAUCGCUGAAGCGACCUAUCCGUGGUCGUAUCCAGAUGCUACAAGCUCACAUCGACAGAGCCGGAAACCUCCCUCUACGCGUUCGGCUACACUCAGAGUACGAUAGGAAGGAGGAUAGGGACGUAGUCGAUAUACUCGUCAUUCACUCCUUACGUUGGCGAGUGUUGGACCUUAAAGUUCCCGUCACCCUGUUUAAAAUGAUGAGGCCAAUCAGUGGCAGGCUUCCUCAGCUUCAGAAACUCCAGAUAUACGCCCAGAAUUACCACGCAGAAGACGUCUCGUUCAUGUUCCGAAACACACCAGCUUUGCAGGACAUCCGCCUGGUUGUCACCCCGUUUUACGACAUCUACCCCACCUUUCCUUAUCAUCAACUCUUGCGUCUCAUGGGCUCAUUCAACGUUGAGCUAGCUCUUUCUAUACUCCAGCAGACUGGGAAACUGGUCGAUUGCAAAUUUUUGGUUUACCAACGGGAGAGUUUCGUACGUAUGCCCAGCUGCGUGAUUCGUAUGUCGAAUUUGCGCACGCUCGACCUUCGUUUAGAACGAAAUUACAAGUUUUUGAACAAACUCGAUCUUCCAUCCUUGGAGGAGCUUCACUUGCAGUCUAUAGAGCGGGCUCGAGGUGCAGAUUUUCACGAAGAGCUUCUCAGGCCAACCCCACUUCUCGAGUUGAUCGCCCGCUCUUCGCCACCCAUUCAAGAGUUGUGUAUUCGGGACUCAUAUUGGUCUGAAGACGAGUUCAUAUCAUUGCUCCUUGUCAUUCCCGCCGUCAGGAAGCUCGAGCUCUCCAUUGUUCAACAUAUGUUGGACUUGUCCAGCCUCAUAUUCGACCCAGAUCACGCCUCCCUUCCACUCGUACCCAUGCUUUCUGAACUUUCAUUGGAAGUGCAUUCCCAGCUAAAUGCAGAUGGCCUCUUGGACAUGAUCGAGUCGCGAUACAGGACUGGCCCUUUAUCUUCCGUUCCCCCGCCUAUCGUCGGGCGCUUGCAGAGAUGCCACGUACGCACCGCAGCGAGUUUCCGGUCAUCAAUCAUGGUGACUGUGCGAUUGGAAAAGCUGCGAGCUGAAGGCAUGGACGUAUUCAUCACGGACCAGAGAUACUUGUGA
Marasmius oreades (fairy-ring Marasmius) is the source of this 1665-nucleotide messenger RNA. RefSeq lists its product as uncharacterized. The transcript is spliced from 2 exons. The coding region runs from base 1 to 1665 and encodes 554 amino acids. The record is from RefSeq and is a predicted model, not a curated record. NCBI's taxonomy places the organism in Eukaryota, Fungi, Basidiomycota, Agaricomycetes, Agaricales, Marasmiaceae.